This is a messenger RNA of Etheostoma spectabile (orangethroat darter), 7723 nucleotides long. RefSeq names its product solute carrier family 7 member 14a (gene slc7a14a). Gene Ontology annotation, molecular function: amino acid transmembrane transporter activity. Gene Ontology annotation, biological process: amino acid transport; transmembrane transport. The transcript has 10 exons. Gene Ontology annotation, cellular component: plasma membrane. The record is from RefSeq and is a predicted model, not a curated record. NCBI's taxonomy places the organism in Eukaryota, Metazoa, Chordata, Actinopteri, Perciformes, Percidae. Bases 536 to 2833 code for a protein of 765 amino acids.
UCUCCUCGGCCGAGGGCAAUCCGGAAACAAAGCGGAUGAAUAAUGCACCGUGUCGGCGGUCACAUGUCGUGCAGCGGGCUCCUGAAUGAUUUAAAGCGUUUUACAUCACCAGCCUCACCCUCACCCUCCCCUCUCCUCCCCCUCCCGCGCUGUCUUUAUCUGAUGCACCGCGCAGCCCAGAGAUGCUGCUGCUGAUGUUGGCGACCGACUGCAGCAUCCGACAUGGGCAUCCUUCAGUCCGGCCGUGCCACAAUAACUUUCUCUCUGACCAUGUGGGGAACAACUAAGAUGGCAUUCCACUAAACCAGGACAAGAGACAACAGGUUGACGAAUACGGAGGCACAGGCAGCAACACAAAAUCUGAACUGGACUCUACCAUCACUCGGAUAAGGAAUAACUCUCCUUCCACAGUACAUGAUUGUUUUCACCAGCAAACAGUGAAAGUACAAAAGAAAACUGUCAAAAGGGAUCCUCCCACUCUUCCUUUUUUAAAUUCUUCCCUUUUGACUGUAACCCUUGAGCUUUAGCUUUCAGUAUGACCAGUCUGGUAGGGAAGCUAGACCCUCGGAGGGUACAAUGGCGCUCUACAUGGAACACCUUUACGUCCCGUGUCCUGAGGACCAAACCGGUGGAGUCCAUGUUGGAUUCGGCCAUGACAGGCACCAGCUCCCAUGGGACCAGACUGGCCCGGGUCCUGUCCACAGUGGACCUGGUGUCGCUGGGCGUGGGCAGCUGCGUCGGGACAGGGAUGUAUGUGGUCUCGGGGCUGGUUGCCAAGGAGAUGGCCGGUCCGGGUGUCAUUGUGUCCUUCAUUAUCGCCGCUGUGGCCUCCAUUCUGUCAGGAGUGUGUUAUGCAGAGUUUGGCGUUCGGGUGCCUAAGACCACAGGUUCGGCCUACACGUACAGCUACGUGACCGUGGGCGAGUGCGUUGCGUUUUUCAUCGGCUGGAACUUGAUUCUGGAGUAUCUGAUCGGCACAGCGGCGGGGGCGUCGGCUCUCAGCAGCAUGGCGGACUCACUGGCCAAUCACAGCAUCAGCAACUUCAUGAUCACACACAUCGGAACGCUCAAGGGCUUGGGUAAAGGGGAGCAGUCGUACCCGGACCUGCUGGCGCUGCUGAUAGCACUGCUGGUGACAGUGAUAGUAGCUUUGGGAGUGAAGAACUCUGUGGGCUUCAACAACGUGCUGAACGUCAUCAACCUCGUCGUGUGGGUGUUCAUGAUGAUCGCCGGGCUCUUCUUCGUCAACGGAGAGAACUGGGACGAGGGGAGGUUUCUGCCCUUUGGCUGGUCGGGGGUGAUGCAGGGUGCAGCCACCUGUUUUUAUGCCUUCAUUGGAUUUGACAUCAUCGCUACAACAGGAGAAGAGGCCAAGAGUCCCAACACCUCCAUCCCCUAUGCCAUCACUGCCUCACUCAUCACCUGCCUCACUGCCUACGUCUCUGUGUCUGUGAUCCUGACUCUGAUGGUGCCGUAUAAUGAGAUUGACGCAGACGCCCCUCUCAUGGAGAUGUUUGCCAUGCAUGGCUGCAUGUUCGCAAAGUAUAUCGUGGCAGUGGGCUCCAUAGCGGGACUCACUGUUUCCCUCCUGGGGUCCCUGUUCCCCAUGCCCAGGGUCAUUUACGCCAUGGCUGGGGACGGCCUGCUGUUUAAGUUCCUGGCCAAUGUGUCUUCCUACACAGAGACACCCGCUGUUGCCUGUGUGGUGUCGGGCUUUCUAGCUGCCCUCCUGUCCCUCUUGGUCAGCCUCAGAGACCUCAUAGAGAUGAUGUCCAUAGGAACCCUGCUGGCCUACACCCUGGUAAGCCUCUGUGUGCUCCUGUUGCGUUACCAACCCGAAGGCGACAUCCACGGCUUUGUGAACUUCCUCUCCGAGGAGCAGAACAACAAGAGAAAGGAGGGCGUUCUGGCCGAGUGCGAGAAAGAGGCCUGUUCACCAACCAGCGAAGCGGAUGAGUAUGGGGGUCUGGCCACAAACACCUGUGGAGCCAAAAACCUGCCGUCACUGGGUGACAAUGAGAUGCUGAUAGGCAAACCAGAUAAAACCACCUACACUGCCAGCCACCCAAACUAUGGCACAGUGGAUAUGACUAGUGGCAUCGAAGCAGAAGAGUCAGAGGGCGGGAUGUCCCGGCGGUUGAAGAAGCUCAUUGGACCGCGCUACUACACCUUGAGGAUCCGAUUGGGCCUCCCGGGAAAGAUGGACAGGCCUACUCCAGCCACGGGGAAAACUGUCACUGUGUGUGUGCUGCUCCUCUUCAUUUCCAUCUUCGCUUUCUGCUCCUUCAUCAUUUUUGGUGCGAGCAGUAUUGGGGAAGGUCACUGGUGGGCUUUGCUGCUAUUGGUCUCCUUCAUCAUCUUCCUCGCCCUGCUUGUCAUCAUCAUCCUCCAGCAGCCAGAGAACCCUAAGCGGCUGCCCUAUAUGGCGCCCUGUGUGCCCUUUGUACCUGCUUCAGCCAUGCUGGUCAACAUCUACCUCAUGCUUAAACUGUCUGCCAUCACCUGGAUACGAUUUUCAAUCUGGUGCAUCGUGGGUGUGCUCAUCUACUUUGGCUAUGGCAUGUGGCAUAGUACGCUGGAGAUCACGGCCAGGGAGAACGAGGUGCACGCCUCCACCUACCAGCGCUACGAUCAAGGCGUGGACGAAGGCUUCUGCGGCUUCGACGACGAUUUCUACCCGCCUACUACUGACGCCUGGGGUGCGCCGGAGGGGGGAUCAGGGCUCACCCCGCCCGCCGAGGUGAAACCCGAAAGUGACGGGGCACCAUCUAAAGGUGGAGGCAGUAAAAUUGCCAAUCACGGCCUCGCAGAAGAGGAUCCGAUGGAUUUCUGAAGGGACUGACUCUGUGUUACCCUGAAUGUACUGCCUUGUCUGCUGCCUGGGGAAAAGGGAGGGGGAACAGGUGUGUGUCUGUGUGUGAGUGUGUGUCUGUGUGUGUGUGUCUGUCUAACCCUUGGGCCAGACAGUUUCUUGGCCGUGGAACGGCUUUUCCUUCACCUUACUCUGCCGGGCUUGGCUCCCCAGCUCGCACAGCAAAUGAUGGCGUUAGGGUCAAGUGUCUUGUCACAGUCACUUGUAAUUCACUUACUGGACUCCACAUCCAAACAAAGGAUAGAAAAGUGCUGAUGUAGCAGGAGAUAAAAUAUGAUGGGGUUCGUUGCACUGUGAACGAUGAAACCCUGUUUAUUGAGCAAUCUGUGAACUCUAUUUCUAAGAAUUUACGGGAUAUGCAGUAGGUGGGGAGAAGGUGAUGAGUAUAGGACAGAUGGAUCAGCACCUCACUUCCCGUUUCAACACAGACAGGAAAGUUAGAUGACAGCAUGCCAAGCUCAAGCUAUUUCCCAUGUACAAGUCUGACUUUACUGCUCAUUUUCUUUUUCAACAGACAGGAAAACUCCUACAUGUGCUCUUAAAAAAACACAAAGAAAUUGCUUAAAAAUCAAAAACUGCUUUGUCUUUAAACAUUCCCCCCGGCCCCCUAACAUCUAGCCCAAGGGAUUUAGGACUGGAUUGGGAAGAGGGUGUUGAUGUUUCCUGUCACAAAUAGUACUUGGACUUUGCUUGCUAUAGUGCCUUCAUCUACUGUAUGUGUAUGUGAAUUUCUGAUUGUGUCUGUUUUCUACUUUAAUUUUGCCUGUAUAUGAGGGUGUAUGCGCAAUCAAACUCCACCUUUUACAUCAAUGUGUGUGCGUGUGUAUGUGCGUGUGUGUGUGUGUGUGUGUGUUGGUUCUUGGGGUUGUUUUACUGUGUAUUUGUAAGUAUUGUUUUGUCCUUCCCACUCUUUGCCCCAGCAUGACACUUAAAAUCAAUCAGAGCAGAUUAUGGUGCAAUAUAACAUGUGCUUGUCAGCUCAUCUGCGUACCAAAAAAGAGAAGCGCGAGAAAAGAGGGUGCAACAGACAUAAAAAGAGAACAGGUUGAAUCCUAAUUGACAACCGGCUUGGUUUAUUAUGAUACGUGUCAUAGUUUCUGUGUGCUUAUCUCUCCAUUGUUGCCGUUCUCGCUGUUUACCAUACCUGGGAAGGAAUUCAUUUUCAGUUCAUUCAAUUCAAGACAUGGAUUUACAUUACAUCUCUUCUCUUAGGGAAGAAGAGGGUAUUUCAGUUUUUGUCUAAGUUGAGGGGAAGGUCCUUAUGACGCAUUUAUAAGAUGGCUGUGGGUUUCUAUCCCCCUCCCUACACCAAUUAUUUCCACACAGUACCAACUGAGAAGGACUGCGUUGUAAAUGAGUUUUUACUUGUACAUUGAGUGAACUUAAAUACAAUCCCUCCUCUUCCAUCUCUCUCCCUUUCUUCUCCCCUCCAUCCCCUUAAACUUUUCUUCUUUCGUUUCCGCAUUUUUGCAUCCUCUACUUCCGCCACACACUCCUUUACUCUUCCAUCACAACUCUUCCGUGAUCUAUUUAUCACAUUAGCCCACUCUUGAUAUUCACUCGGCCCUGUCAGCAGGGAGUUCCCACUCUACUGUAAGUGAUAGAGCCGGGAUUGGUUUUCUGUCAGGAUUUAAAACAGCAAUCUGUUCAUGGUCUGACAAUACAUCAGCUCCUGUUUCACCUCAGGGUGUCAGCUAUCGCUCUUCUGAUUUGUCACCGGAGCAUUUACUCUGCUCCCUGUGGUUCUGCUCCAACCCCGGUCCAAACUAGUCUUAGUGAUGCCCCUACCUCUUUGUGUAGCUAGUGUUAAGUCCCACCCUUUACAUAUUAUUGACACUGUUGCUGCAGCACGAAGAGAUGUUGUGAAAAUCAAUCAAAUCAAAUGAUGGUCCUGUAGAGCUGGAGUAGUGUGUAGGACAAGUAAGCUGAUGCUGCCAGGGUUAGGGGUUUGAUUCUAUAUAAUUAAGAAUGUAUGUCCUCGUGGUACCGUAAGGAAUUUUGGCACACACCAAAUAGCAUAUUGUUAUGUUAUUAUGAUGAGGGUGGGGGCACUUCUACAAUAGCUGCUGCUGUAUGCCCUAAUUGUCCUCCUUGUAUAGUACCUUUUCCUCUUGCCCCCUGUUGCUGCAUCUGUCCCUUUCAGGGAAGCCUUAUUUGUCUAAUGCACUAAAUCUAAGGAUGCCACGCUAACCCCCACCCUACCUCUGCUCCUCCCACAUCCAUCCACACUCCAAAAAAACAAAUCUUUUAAGUAGUAAUAGGCUCUUUGGUGUCAUCCAGUGAAAUGAUUGUGAUACCCGUCCCAAAAAACAGCCCAUUACUCAGAAGAAUUACGCUCGUAUUGGACAAUUCUGCAGCCUGCUAAUGCAGGAAGAAGUGAGCCUUUCUGUAGUGUAGUGGAACAUGAGGGUGCUGAGGUGUGAAGUACCAUUCAAGGACCAGUCAUGGCCCAAGCUAACAUUGGGGUCAUGACUAAUGUGUCUUUUCUGGAAUUGUGGGUGUUAUAGUGACAUAUGAGUUUAUAUUCUACCAUCCAAAAUUGCACAUGGUGUAUAUUUUACAAGCUGAUUCCAGUAUUUUUAAAUUUUCAAUAUAUUGGCCAACAAAAAAGAUAAUGAAUUGAGUAUUUCAUGUUGGGAUCUUCAUCUAGAGAAAUAAUCAAUUUUAGAAAAUUGUAUGAAAAAAGUACUUUCUUUUUUUGGAGCUGGUAUAACAUUUUCAGACGAAAUAAGGGUUGACGUGUGGGGGAUUUGGACUUAUGAAAUAAGUAUUUUAAAAAUCCUGGCUAAAGUCCUGAAACGUGUGUUUUUUAGUUUUUCAAUUGUAACCAUCAAUUGUAACAAUCUUUCCUAGACUAAAUAAUUUGUUUUAGUUCCCAAACCUUAACUGUACUGUAGUUCAGUCAGUCAAAUCGCAUGUAGGAAGGCAUUUUUCUGUGAAUGUAGAAUAUGUUUGGCACAAAGAAACACCAAGCUCAGGGUAGCAAGGGGGCAAAAAGUUAGAAUGAUAACCAAAACCAUAAUUUGAUAUUAACCAUGUUAGUUGCUAUGCAUGGGUGUCGAAUUAAUGGCUCUUUGAAAAUUCAUGAACAUAAUUAGAGGUUUUUGCAGAAUUGUCCAAUAAUCAACGUUCUUUCUGGUUACAGGGUUGGAAAAAAACAGCACAACACAUUUACACACCAUAUCUCGCACACAUGCAGCCAAAAUACCCUCCCGACCCAGAUCACCUCCUGACUCAGCCAAAAGAAGACAGACGUUUUGCAUUCAUAUCUCAGCCAAAAACCAGACGGCGAAUUCAGGGGUUGCCAUGCCUCUGACACUAGACUGUACAGUCAACUUACUCUAUUACCGGCUCUGUCCGUGUGCGUGUGUGUGUUCUAUGCCUGCGCCUCAAUGUGACCACCUGGUGAAUGUGUAGCAUGCUCUCAUGCACGAGGUCCUGACUGUAAAUGUUGUACCUGCAUGUGGUGACUGAUCGCUACGAGACAUAAUAGAACACUAAAACCAAACCGAACGCAGGCUUGGUUCUCAUACCUGGGAACGUUGGCCUCUGUGCUCUGAGAGGAUUAACGGGUGUUUUACAACCGAAUCGGCUUUAAAAACAUUACUUUUCAGGGUUCUUACCACUGAAUUGAACUGAAAGCUAUUGUAUUCAUUGCAGACUCAUAUCAUUUCUAUUCAGAUGCAAAACUUUCCUAUACAGCUCAAUAUUAUGUUAAAGGAUUUCUAUGAGCUAAAAGAUUACUCUCUCCUAUAUUUCUAAGCUCAUACAGUGAUCUCCUCACCCAGGUAUGGGCACCAAGGCUCCGUUUGAAAAAGGAGUAGAACAUGUAGCAAACACACAGGUGUGGGGAUGACUUAUCCUCCAUUAACCAGUUACUGUAUGCCUACUUCCUGUAUUUCCCUUCUCUCAACCACAAACUCUACAAGCCAAAGUCCACACUGUACGUUUCCUUUUCACAUACAGAAGACUGUAGUUUCUUCAAAGUGAACACAUUUACAACUGAGCUAACCAUUUUUUGUUGGGGGUCUGCUAAUAAGCUACUAAUGUCAGAACAGCGCAAUGAUCAUUUAAAAAAAAAAAAAUCCUAGUUGAAGAGUAUUUCAUUUAAAAAGAUUGAAAGUAUUAGUCUAUACGUCAUUGACUACAGCAGAUCAGUUUGUCCUGCAGUGAAAAACUACAACAUUGAAGGAGAAAAGUAUUUUUCUACAGCGGUCUCCCAUCCAAAGGUCCUCCUUGGGUAGGCAUGCACAAAAGAGCUGGGUGGAGUUUCACUUUCUGUGGUUUUUCUUUAAUCACACGGAGUCCUGGGAGAAACUGCUAAAAUAUAUUUUUAACAACUGUAGUCAUUAUGAUAAUGCUCAUUUAUGAACCUUAAUCCUUUCCUUUUUGAAGGAUUUUGAAACGGUUGCUCUAGACGUCAAUAGAACUGUAGAAGGUUUAAAAGUAUAUAGGAUUACUGCAGAAACUAUUUUAAUACAAUUCUGUGAAGGGUAAAGUACUGUAAAAGCAUUAUCAAAUAUUGCCACUAUUGCUUUUAAAGUCAGCUACCUUUUGUUUAUUUUGUCUCGGAGAAGGCGUACCAUGUUCUUCCUGUGCUCGGUGUUCGCUGUGGCCAAGUGUCCAGUCUGUGUGUGUCGGACCCGUUGAGAUUGGCUUAUUUUGCAAACUAGAUAUUCCUUUUUCUUUUCUGUAUAUUUUGGCACAAAGUUGUAUAAUGUAGAUGUUUUUUUAUGUUAUUUUGUAAUGAUUUCUUCCAUAUGUGUGGUUGUUUUGCUCCUGGGUACACUGUUUUUUGCUGAGUUGUUAAUAUUGCUUCCAUGCAACAAUGAAAGCUAUUUAUUGCAAAUA